AUGGUACAGCCUGACCUUGGGACGAAGUACAAGGAAGACCCUAUUGACAAUUCCAUUCGACAUCCUGGACAUUCGAGUUCUCAUUCCCAGGCACUGCAGCCUUCAAUUUUAGCUCAGAAAGGCCCUGCUUCGCCUGUUCACCCUUCUGCAAUCUCAGCAUACCCUCCCCAUACCCUAGGGAACGGAAUUCACUACGGGCCUCAAGAAGCGCCGUAUUAUACCACACAUUCUCCUUACGCGACUUCCUCGGCGCAUUACGCUUCUAGCGGACCACCCGAUCUCAUGGCAUCAACCGCCCAAAUGCAGAGACCAUAUCCCCCCAUCUAUCACACUCCCCAAUCAACCUCCCCGGCCUCAGUAGCUUCUCAACCGCAUGAUCAACAUGGCCGCAACAUCUACGCCCACUCUCCUCAGAUGCCGCAGAUGUUCUACCCACCUUACUCGCCCAUGAACCCUGUACACCCACCGUACGCAGCCCACCAUUCUCCCCAGCAACACCCCCUCACAACGCAAUCCAUGAUGAUGCCGCCUCAGAAAGCACCAGCACAAAUGCCCCCACAUCAAUCACCACACAUCCCAACCAGUGCCAUGACCAGCAGCCCUAUCAUGAAACUUGACACCUCCCAGCAACCCACCCCACCACAGCAAACCAUGCACAACCCACCUCUCUCCGCAACAAGCAACCACCCAAUGUCCAGUAACAUCCACUCCAGCCCACCACUAGCCGGAAGCUCCAGCGCAGCGCCAGGCCCCAUCCCCGCCACGACCCCGCUCGUCGUGCGCCAAGACAGCAACGGUGUGCAGUGGAUUGCCUUCGAAUACUCUCGAGACCGCGUGAAGAUGGAAUACACCAUCCGCUGCGACGUGGAAUCCGUCAACGUCGACACCCUCGACCAAAACUUCAAGACGGAGAACUGUGUGUACCCCCGCGCAUGCUGCAGCAAGGACCAAUACCGCGGCAACAGACUCGUCUACGAGACGGAGUGCAACGCCGUUGGCUGGGCCCUCGCAGAGCUCAACCCGGCUCUGAGAAGCAAGCGCGGUCUUAUUCAGCGCGCUGUCGACAGCUGGCGCAAUAGUAACCAGGACCCCAGACUGCGCAGUCGUCGCGUGCGCCGCAUGGCCAAGAUCAACCGCAGACAGUCUGUCCCUACUGUUCCUGUUAGCCAUAUGCCUGGUGCUGGUUCUGCUGGUCCUGGCCUUCCGGGCCCUGUCAGUGCCAUGCCGGCUACCAUGCCGGCUGCCGUACCGCGGCCUAAUCUGGGCCCUAUCUCGAUGGGCCCUCCCCAGCUACAGCACCAUCAUCAUCAACCUGAUGGCAGUCCUAAUGAGGAAGUUAGUGGCACAGAUUACACCACCUCAAACACCAACACCAACACCAACACCAACACAUCUACCGCAACGGCGACUCACCACCGUUCCAACGUUGACAACACUCGUCUCCCAACAGGGUCAAUGACAGAUCUCCGACCAGCCCACCUCUUCCACAACGCCCCAACAACCCUGACACCGUCAAACGCAACAGCAGGCCCCUCGAUGCCACCCCUCCUCCACGAAACAAGAAUGGCCUCCCUAAACCGCCACCCGUCAAUAGCAGCCGCAACCCCCUCCCAAUCCCAAGCUCACAUCGAAGAACAAGCCCCAACAAACGAAGACCUCUUCAGCCACCUCCCAGACGGCAAACGCCGCAAAUUCAUCCUAGUAGACGACCCCCAGCGCGGCUGCCGUGUGCGCGUCAAAGUAGUCCUGGACAAAGUCAACAUGGACGAAAUCCCCGACUCCUAUCGUGAAACCAACGCCGUCUAUCCGCGCACUUACUUCCCCAUCCAGAUGCGCGAUGAGAACCGUGUCGUGCUGGGCAAGCGCUUUUUCCGAGAUGAGGCUGAACACGCUGAUGCCGGUGCUGAUCCGCUCACUGAUGCUACGCUUGGAAGGACAACUGUUCCUAUGCCGUCACUUGAGGCGGAGGUUGCGGGUGGGAGGAGUGGGGAUGGCCAUGGGGAUGGGAGUGACGUUGGGGUUGAGGUGCCAAGGUUAUCGAGGAAGAGGCAUAAUAAAGAGCUUUUGUUGAAUGAUUUGGGGUAUCGCAUGAGUUGGAGUCAGAGUCGGGUUUUUGCGGGACGGAUGUUGUUUUUGCAGAGGUCUUUGGAUGCCUACCGCAACAAAAUGCGCAGUAGUAUGCUUGCUGCUGGACAGGAUCCCUCGGAGAUCCCCGAUCAUUUUGAAACUCGGCGUGGGAAGAAACGGUUCUUGGAGCGUGGACAUAUGGAGAAUGCUGCGCAGAGGAGUGCGGAGGAGGUUGCGCCGUAA
Messenger RNA from Penicillium antarcticum, 2310 nucleotides. RefSeq lists its product as uncharacterized. Lineage: Eukaryota; Fungi; Ascomycota; Eurotiomycetes; Eurotiales; Aspergillaceae. The record is from RefSeq and is a predicted model, not a curated record. The transcript is spliced from 5 exons. The coding region runs from base 1 to 2310 and encodes 769 amino acids.